AUGAAUCCUCAAGUUACCAACAUUGCGAUCAUGUUGAUCAUGUCGCAAGUCUCUCGUCUAUUAGAUCUGUCAGACCCCAAGACUCUAAUGAUUAUACGUUUAUUGUAUGUCUCAACUAAUAUCAUAGCGUUCUGCAUCUAUAGAAUGACUAGACGUAAGAUUCUAAAGGAAAAUAAUUUGAAAAUUAUCAAGUAUAUUAAAUCUGGUAAUUCUUUAUUAAAGGAACCUGAAAAAUUACAAAUUAUUACUGUGAGAGAUUAUGAUUUAGAUCAAAUCCAAAGUUCAAUCAACGGUAUUUAUUCUAGUAUUGCUAUGAUGGUUGUCAUGCAUGGAGUUAUGAAAUAUAACAAUCCUUUAUUUAUGCAAUUCAUUGGACCUAUCAAGGGUGCCUUUGAGAAUACUUUAGUAAAGAUUAAUUUACUCGGUAAAGAUGAUGAUGGUAAAAGACCAUUCAAAUCCCAACCUUUGUUUGGUAAGAUCCCAACUGGCGAAGACAUGAGAACCGAUAAGAAAUCCAUUGAACAAUUAGAAGUCGCAGGUAACGGUGGUAUUAAGUACGAAUAG
Molecule: messenger RNA, 564 nt
Organism: Maudiozyma barnettii
Lineage: Eukaryota; Fungi; Ascomycota; Saccharomycetes; Saccharomycetales; Saccharomycetaceae
Product: PHO88 family protein
Exons: 1
Coding region: 1-564 (187 amino acids)
Biological process (GO): protein targeting to ER
Cellular component (GO): endoplasmic reticulum; mitochondrion
Source: RefSeq, a predicted model, not a curated record